Molecule: messenger RNA, 204 nt
Organism: Lodderomyces elongisporus
Lineage: Eukaryota; Fungi; Ascomycota; Pichiomycetes; Serinales; Debaryomycetaceae
Exons: 1
Coding region: 1-204 (67 amino acids)
Source: RefSeq, a predicted model, not a curated record
AUGUCAUUGAGAAAUCCUUUAAACAAUUCCGCAGCUGCUACAAACAAAACCCUAGCCGCCGGUGCAAUUGGCGUUGGUGCAUUUUUCCUAUUGAUGGCACGUUAUUAUCCUCAACAAAAUAGAUUCAAGACCAUAUUUGAAGAAAGUGACGAGUAUUUUAGACAAGAGCACCCAAAAAAAUUCAAGAGAAGCGAAAAAGAUUAA